Protopolystoma xenopodis is the source of this 597-nucleotide messenger RNA. The record is from the annotation of a GenBank genome assembly. Lineage: Eukaryota; Metazoa; Platyhelminthes; Monogenea; Polystomatidea; Polystomatidae.
UUGUUUCAGUCAACAACUGCUAUCCAGUCUUGCUCAUCUAAUCCUAAUCUUGAGCCUUCCGCUAUAAGGGACUUAGCCUGCGCUCACAUCGCAUCUUCCAGCACGACAGUCAGGAAUGUUGCUUAUGACAGCGAAAGCCGUACCAUCACAAGCCCUUGUCCUGGUGUCAGUCAAGCAAGUGGCUCGUAUACUCCCAACAGCAGCUCAAUUAGUCAGCUUGAUUCAAGCCUCAAUCCUGUUAGCACAUUGGCCAUAACCUCUCAGGCAAACAAUGAUCUCAACGAAUCCAGCCAUUCUGCCUUCGAGCCUGUUUUGGCUGAUCCUUCACAGGCCUUAUAUAGCGUGCCUCCAGAGGCUGUGCCUUUUCCAGCCGAGGUUGUUGAACUGGCGGCUUUUGGUAUACACUUUCAGUCCUCCCUUUCGCCUCAUGUACAGGCCUCUCCUCCUCCUCCGCCGCCACCACCGCCACCACCGCCACCACCCAUUGUUGUCAUUCCUCCAGAGCGAGGCGAAAUGUAUAGGCGGAUGACCCCUGAACUCAGACAUCGCUUCCUUUCUCAGGUCAGACCUCGAUGCGUCUAUUAUCAUUCCUCAUGA